Messenger RNA from Suillus fuscotomentosus, 956 nucleotides. RefSeq lists its product as uncharacterized. Lineage: Eukaryota; Fungi; Basidiomycota; Agaricomycetes; Boletales; Suillaceae. The record is from RefSeq and is a predicted model, not a curated record. The transcript has 7 exons. The annotation marks the transcript as partial.
CGAUUAUCGGUCGACCGGUCAGGCACUGCUCAAGCGCUCAAGGCUGUAGCAUGCAAUGUAUUUCGGCUCCCCUUUGGUGAGCAUCUUGAACGACUGUUGAAGCUGUACUACGACACUCUUUAACAUGACUGCUUGAGUGAGGCCGCGUUAUACUUCAUGGUGUUCUAAUACAACACGCUAUGGAAUACAGCUCCAGCUGCGCCUAAGUUUUGCGGCCACAUAAUAAAAUUAGUCAGGUCCGGUCUGUGAAUGUUAUACAGGCUCACUGCCUUCGCUAAAGACUCAUCUGACGUGAAAGCUAACACCUGACUUUCCGAUAUAAAGAGCACGAACGACAGACGAACACAUCAAGCCGCUGCAACUCCCACCACCACCAUGCUGCAUCUGCUGUGUAUCGCUCUGUCUCUUUUCUUAUCCCUUCAGCUCGCUGUUGCAGACCCUGCCUCAACAGUCUCACGAGUUCCACGUCACUCCAAGUCAUCGUCACUAGUACUGACCAAGUCUGUACUAUCAGCUCUCUUGGUUCCCCGAGGGAAGUUCACUGCUCGACAAGGAUGCCCCAGCGGAUAUCAGCAAUGUACCAACUACCCGGACGCAUGUGCCCCUACUGGCAGCUUCUGUUGCAGCGAUUCGUAUAACUGUCCAGACGGCACCACUUGCUUCGAAUCCGAAUGUUGUCCCAGUACCGCGCAAACGUGUAAUGGAAAUGCCUGCUGCAACCCUGGUAGUGAAUGCUGCAGCGACGACACCUGCUGUGAAUCCGGCUACUCCUGCUGCAAUGACUCUACCGGGGGAUGCUGCCCUACUGGAACUACGUGCAUCGCCAAUUCUGAUCAAUGUUCCGCUGGAGGCUCAAGUUCUGUGGGUGGAAGCAGUGUACCCACUAGCAUUACGGUUACUACUCCGUCCAAGUCCACUGUGCUGCCAGGAACCACUUCUAGCAGCAGUCCUGUAAU